AUGUCUGGAGUAUACGACGCACCAGUUCCUGAUCACCGAAGGAAAUGGGACAAGGAUGUCUAUGAGAAGUUAGCACAGGAGCGACUCAAAGAGCUUGAAGAGGACAGCAGUGAAAGUGAAGAUGAACACAAAAUUCCUGUCAAACGAGAGCUGCUUAAACCUCGUGAUUAUAAGGUUGAUCUUGAUUCAAAACUUGGAAAGUCCCAGGUUAUCACUAAAACCACUCCAGCUGCUCAUCAAGGAGGCUACUAUUGCAAUGUAUGUGACUGUGUUGUGAAAGACUUCAUUAACUUCCUUGACCACAUCAAUGGCAAAAAACAUCAGAGGAAUCUGGGUAUGUCCAUGAAGAUUGAGAGAUCUUCAUUGGACCAAGUGAAAGCAAGAUUUGAGUUGAAUAAGAAGAAAAGGGAAGAAAAGAAAAAAGAUUACGAUUUUGAGGAGAAAAGGAAAGACAGAAAACGGAAAGCAGACAGCUCUACCUACGAUGGAGAUCCUGAUAUGUCUGUCAUCAUGGGAUUUUCAGGAUUUGGAGGGUCGUCAAAAAAUAAUUAA
Candidula unifasciata is the source of this 552-nucleotide messenger RNA. Lineage: Eukaryota; Metazoa; Mollusca; Gastropoda; Stylommatophora; Geomitridae. The record is from the annotation of a GenBank genome assembly.